CAGCUUUAUACUACUACAGGACACUACAUGCAAUGGAAUCAAAGAUGAACGAACUAAACUAGACUCCAACAACGAAUGAGUCUAGAAGUUAAUAUAAUUGAUAUAGAGAGAGUUGGUUUCAUUGUUAUCUUGUUUUCAAGUGGGGAUCAAUCCAAAAGAUGAACACUAGAGUCCGCACUGCUCUUCAGGCUAUGAAAGCUCCUUUAAACCAUGAUACUAAUAAAAAGGAGAAGAUGGAGGCUCAAGGGAGGAGCAGAGCAGUUGGAGGCCCUAAAUCUGCUAUUAAGUGGCGUAAAGCAAACAGAGAAAGGAAAUUGGCCUUGCUACAAGAUGUUGAUAAGUUGAAAAAGAAACUUAGACAUGAGGAGAAUGUUCAUAGAGCUUUGGAGAGAGCUUUUACUAGGCCUUUGGGAGCUCUGCCUCGCUUACCUCCUUAUCUGCCUCCUUAUAUCUUAGAGCUACUUGCUGAAGUGGCUGUUCUCGAAGAGGAAGUUGUUCGGCUUGAAGAGCAAGUUGUGAAUUUUAGACAAGGACUCUAUCAAGAAGCUGUCUACGUCUCCUCCAAGAAGAAUGUGGAGAAUUCAAAGGAUGCAAUUGAUCAACAACCAUCAACUACAAGAUCGAAACACGCGAGAUCAAAAUCACUCUCUCUUAAUGAGACCAAUCCAGCAAAUUUUGCAGCAAGGCCUCAACCUUCUCUUGCUAGGUGCACUUCGAGUAAAAGGCUGUUUUCCACUGACCCCAUUAUUGAGCGAUCAGGGCAGUGUUCUAAUAGGCCAGCAAAUAGAGGAAAAUAUGCUUCUGGUAAACCCAAUUCUUCUUCAUCUCUUGUGGAUGAUGGACGGGGAAAGGAGAAUCGAUCAUGUAUUAAUUAUGUAAAGGAUAAGCAAUCUCCAGAUAAGAUGGCAAAAAUCACAACUCCCGUGAAGAGAACUCCAAACAAGCGUGAAUCAGAGGAGAAGAGUUUGGAGCCUUCUAAGUUGCAGCUAGAAUGCAGGUUAGUAGAGCAGGAAAGAGCACAGGAAAGCACUUCUGCUUACAUGAAUGAUAGAAUAUGCGAAAAUAACAUCACACCAAACAAGUUAACCGAGGAUAUUGUGAAGUGCUUGUCCAGCAUUUUCUUGAGGAUGAGCACGUUGAAGGACAAAGUAGUUGAAUUAGGAACUUUCUCAUCACGAGCGACUUUGACAUCCCCUGAAGGUGACAGAGGAAAUGAAAUUCGAGAUCCUUAUGGCAUGUCUGCAGAGUUCAAGAUUAGAGAUAUUGGUUCUUAUAAGCAUCUUUAUGCAAUUGAAGCUAGCUCGAUUGAUCUCAACCGUACGACAAGUGCCUUGUUUUUGCUCCAGAGACUGAAGUUUCUACUAGGGAAGCUUGCCUCUGCAAAUUUAGAGGGUCUUACCCAUCAGCAGAAGCUUGCUUUCUGGAUAAACACUUAUAAUUCAUGCAUGAUGAAUGCAAUUUUGGAGCAUGGGAUACCCGAGACUCCUGAAAUGGUUGUUGCUCUAAUGCAAAAGGCAACAAUAACUGUUGGCGGACACUUGCUAAAUGCAAUUACAAUUGAGCAUUUCAUCUUGAGGCUUCCUUAUCACUUAAAAUUUACCUGUCCAAAAGCAGUAGAAAAUAACGAGAUGAAGGCACGCAGCUUUUUCGGAUUCGAGUGGUCUGAGCCUUUGGUUACUUUUGCACUCUGUUGUGGAAGCUGGUCGUCCCCUGCUGUAAGAGUUUACACAGCCUCUCGAGUUGAAGAAGAGCUAGAAGUAGCAAAGCGAGACUAUUUACAAGCGACAGUUGGGAUUUCAAGAACGAACAAGUUAAUAAUUCCAAAGCUGUUGGACUGGUAUCUACUAGAUUUUUCCAAAGACAUGGAAUCUUUACUUGAUUGGAUAUGCCUGCAGCUACCGAAUGAACUCAGGAAUGAAGCAGUUAAAUGCCUCGAGAGAAGGGGAAGAGAUCCCCUUCCGCAUUUAGUACAAGUAAUGCCGUAUGAUUUUAAUUUCAGGUUGCUUUUACAUCGGUGAAAUAUUCUCCCCUUUUUUUAUACUUGAUCCUUCCGAGAUUCUGGCCUGCUAUCAACAUUGGGAUGGUACCAGGGGUAUUACAGACACGGUAGAAUUACAUGUAUAUGCGAACAACAUGGGCUUUGGUUCCGCUGAUUGUUUCGUAAACAUUGAGUGAUACCAGAGAAUGGAUAAAAUAAUCUCCAGUUGAUUCAGUGAUGUU
Messenger RNA from Populus euphratica (Euphrates poplar), 2220 nucleotides. RefSeq lists its product as uncharacterized. The coding region runs from base 159 to 2018 and encodes 619 amino acids. The transcript is spliced from 11 exons. Lineage: Eukaryota; Viridiplantae; Streptophyta; Magnoliopsida; Malpighiales; Salicaceae. The record is from RefSeq and is a predicted model, not a curated record.